Messenger RNA from Gryllus bimaculatus (two-spotted cricket), 859 nucleotides. NCBI's taxonomy places the organism in Eukaryota, Metazoa, Arthropoda, Insecta, Orthoptera, Gryllidae. The record is from the annotation of a GenBank genome assembly.
GACAGAAACCCUUCAAACACUCUUGGAGGGUUUGCUAAUCGGUCACAAAGACUACAACAGUAAUCUGUAACAGAAUGGACGAAUAUUGUUCCAUUUUCUCUUUACUCUCUGGUUGGCCUAGAAUGUACCGACCGAUUGUUUCUGACCCGGUUGUGUAUUCAGAAACAAUCAACAUUCGCUGAUCAUAGAAUAGCCUGGAACUGACUAGCUUAAGUGUGCUUAGGAGUCAGCGUUAGGAGUGCUUAGAAGGUCGUGGUCGUGAAGAACUGAAAAGGCUGGUUGAAGUAGUUUCGUUAAAAUAACAUAGGUUUCUGAGUUUUUGGUACUAUUGAGAGAAAUGGGUUUGCACUUCGGAGAAUUGGCCAAAAUUCGGGGCAUUAUUACGUACAAAUUAUCGCCCUUUGAACAACGAGCGUUCGCAGGACUUCUCUCUCAUGGUUUUCCGAACUCUGUAAAGCGUAUAGCGAGUAUGCUGAUUCGCGUUGUGCCGCCGUUUGCUGUUGCGUAUAUGAUAUAUGAUGGUGUGGAAAAGAAGCAUCAGCAAUUGAUGAGGAAGAACCCUGCUGAUUAUGAAAAUGACCAAUACCUGGAAACAGAUGUACUUCUUUCAAUCUAUUAUAGCGUAAUCUCACAACUUCAAUAUGGUAUUGAAAUAUGGGGAGGUACAACACAAAAAAAAAUUGAUAGAGUUACAAAUCCACAAUAUGAGACUAGAGACUACUCUGAAAAAGCCAACAAUUUAGAAACAACCCUUCCAUAAAUUAUUACUACUGAAGUCAAGGUGCAUUGUAGGCAUCACGUGAAACAAUGGAAUGGCCUUGUUGGAAAGGUAUGGUGGAAAGAGUACCUUUUGAUUUUC